Centruroides sculpturatus (bark scorpion) is the source of this 8687-nucleotide messenger RNA. Its product is annotated as probable ribonuclease ZC3H12C. Gene Ontology annotation, molecular function: RNA endonuclease activity; metal ion binding; mRNA binding. Gene Ontology annotation, cellular component: nucleus; cytoplasmic ribonucleoprotein granule. The record is from RefSeq and is a predicted model, not a curated record. Lineage: Eukaryota; Metazoa; Arthropoda; Arachnida; Scorpiones; Buthidae. The transcript has 6 exons. Bases 4676 to 7294 code for a protein of 872 amino acids.
UUAUACAGUAAUGUGAUUUAAUUUAAAUGUCGGAAAGGCAAAGGAAAACACUGGUUUUUUUAUAGAGGAAUUUAAUACAGAGAGCAUCUGUUGAUACGCGACUCGACAUACCUUCCAGCUGUAUCUGCCAAGAGCCCUUUGGGUUUGGAUCUGGAUGGGUAUUGCUUCGUUGUACUUUCUUGAGUGUUCUUCUGUACAGUAAUGUGUGAUUAAUUUAAAUAUUGGAAAAGCAAAGUCAAACACCACUUUUCUACUGAGAACUUUAAUGAUACACAACUUCAAACUGUACUCAUCAAGAAGGUUUGGAUCUUGAUGGGUACAAAGUUUCUUUGUACUUGAGCAUUUUCUUUAUACAAUAACAAAGCCAGAUAUAUCUACCUUAAUUUAAUUACCAUAAAAAAAAGAAAAAAAAAUUUCUUGAAAAUAUAUUGAGUAUUACUGUGGUACACUUUACGUAAUAAACAAUCCAAGUUAUACUUUUUUGUAUAUAUAACAUUUAAAUUUUUGCUGUUUAUUAUGAGUGUAGAACUUGAAAUCUUAUACAGGCAGAGUAUGUGUAAACACCUGUAACAGAGUUCAAGUGAUAAAAUUAAUUAUAUAUUUCGUCUUACUAAGCAGGUUUCCCAACUUGUUUAAAAAAUAAAAUAACAUUUCGGUGCCAUAUUGCUUAUAAUCAGAUAAUAAGAGAACCGAUUUAAAUGAAUAAAUUUUUUUUAAUGAUAAAAUUAUUUCGAACUCUAAGCUAAAAAAUUGAGAAAAAUAAAUAUAAAACUCGAGAUUUAAGUCUGUGAUUGUUAUUGUCUCGUGCGUGUGCAUCGUUGUCUUGUCCUCAUCAUCACUAUCGGAGGAAUUCAUUUGAAAUACAUUUAAAAAAAUAACCCUGUAAUUUCUCGGGUUUGCAUCGUUUUACUGCAUACGUCGUCGUCUUUAUAUGAUUAUUGAUUGAAAGUUUAUUUAUAGGACCUAUAGCUUGAAUUUAUUUGAAUAAUGACUUUAGCAAGAUGAAUUUUUCUUAAAUAUUAAUAUAAAAGAAAUUAUUUGUUGGAAUUGUUUGCUUUUUAUAUAUAUGUGUGCAUAGAUUCAAAAUACAAGUGCUCUAUACUAGUUUAAGCUAGAAAUUAUAACCUUAGUUACCAACCGAUCGACAGUUGUCGUCAAAAUUUUAUUUACGGAGUAAACUGCAACCUUUGAUGCCUUUGAUCGGAUCCGGCGUUCGUUUAUGCUUGUGUUUAAAAGCCUCAGAAUGUCUCAUACAAACACCAUUUAUUUUGCAAAGUGCCACAUUAUUUAGAUGUGUUUGUUUUAAGCAAAUUUGGAAUAUUCUCCCUUCCUCCUCUUCCUUUUUUUUUCUGCUGCUUAAGAGGAAAUAGUGACCAGUGCAGAUUUCUUAAUCUUCCACUUGAUCGUGUAUUUACCUAAAACAUGCACAAUUCCAAAUUAGGUCAUUCUCCAUUCCACUUCAGUAAAGAGUGAGAUAACUGAACCAUAUGACCUCAUUUUAAAAAUUUGUGUUUCUUAUUAAGGUAAACUUAAUGAACGGUUGUACUAUUUUUUGAUAUAUUUAAUUCUUUACGGCGGCAUUAAGGUCACGAGCCGCAAUACCUAUAUAUAAAUACGCUUCGAAAUAAUAACUAAUAUUUUCUUUAUAAGUUACAAUGGGCGUUUAAAUGACAGAAGAUAUGCAGAAUAUUUCCUGUCGAAAAUGCGUCGCAUUAGAAAGUGCAUAAGCGCACCUAAUAUUGCACAUUAACAUGAAAUUUUGAUUUUUUUUAAUGGCAAUUUAGGUAAUUAGGAAGCUUUAUUGUCUACAUAUUAUAAUUAGUGGAUCUCUAAUUGCCAUUAUGAUAUAAUUAUGUUUGUGUGGAGAAUUUAGAAAAAUCAUGCAAUUAAAAAUAACAGCAAUACCUUAUAAAAAAAUAAAUUUGAAUCUAAUUUGUGUAUAAACAAUUUGUGUAGUAAACAAUGAAUUUUACAUUUAUCCUUAGUUACUUUAUUGUAAUUUGAUCUAUUUUUGUUAUUAUUAUUUGUAUAUUUUGUUUGGAGUAUCUCACUUUACAUGAAUCAGCAUAAAAUCAUUAUUAUUAUUACUUUUUUUUUUUUUAAUUUUCAUUGCAUGGUACUGAUAUUUUAAUAGAUAAUGGAGGCAACUUACUAGCUUACUAUCGGGGCCAUAAAUGUUUAUAAUUAUAUUAUGUAAUUGAUAAAAGAUAAUAAUAUAUAAAAGUUUCAAGGAUGUCGGACGUUUAAAAAUUAAAUGUCACCGUAUCUGUUUGACGAAUGCAGAUAAAGAAAUUUAAGUUUUAUUACUCACUUGGAUACGACCUCACGCCUUAUCCAUUUUAUUCGUUCUCGGGUCUAAUUUCUUACCUUUCAUUUAUUUAAGCUGCGAUUUCAUUAAAAUUCGCAGAUGUUCUUAACGAGUUACAAAAGCACUCGAUAACCAACUUCCGCGGCAGCAAACGUUUGACCUAUUGUAAACGAAGCACCGCUACGAUACGUGAUUCUGAUAUUUUUUAAAUUUGCGGAAAGGAUAAUGCAGUCUAAUGCUUUAAAUGAAAAGUGGUUGCGUAACGGCUCCGCUUAAAAUUCGCUUCUUCAUCGUUCCGUUGGUUUUUUUUUUUUUGGUCGCUUCAUCAUUAAAUGCACAAUACAUUGAGUAGAUUUCUUAACAGAAGUUAUCAAAUCAAAAAUAGGACAUUAAGCAAUUCUGUUUAUGUAGAAUUUAACGACGACAAUAUUCUGAGCAGUAAAAUGCUGUUUGAUUAAGUUUUUAGUCGGCAUUUAAUGACUCGAAUCGUUCGGUCUUACAUAGAGAGACUAACUGUUUACUCGCUCUUGUUUGUUUGUGGGUAUUAUGAAAGGGUAGAUACUGUUAUACACUAUCCGGAGUCGAAGAAAACAAAUGGACUAAUUUUUACUAAAAAUAGAAAACUUUCUAAGUUUACCGUCCGUGUUGUUAUUUAGAUUAGUUUUGAUUUAAAAAUUGCAAAACUAAAUAACAAUUUCUUAUCGACGGGACUUUCAAGGUCUGUUUACGUUCGGUAUCAUAAAUAGGAAAUUUUCUGUUUAUGCAUACGACGAAGGAGGAAGAGUAUCUAGGAAGUAUAGUGUAGUUCUCGUUCUCUCGUUCUGCCUGAUCUCGACGGAAAGAAAGAGCACCAAACGUUUAACUCUAGUGGGAAACAACGGAUUAGUUUGGGUAAUUAGAUUGAAGAUUUAGGGUAGAGUACGGGUUAAGCAAGAGACUACAAGUUCAAUGCUCUCUGACAUCCUUCCCCCGCAUCCCCAUUAAAGGAGAGAAAGUAAUUAUUAGCAUUUAGAGUUUGGCGACUAAACGAUCACAUUCUUUUCCACGGGGCGAAUGGUCGGCCGGUCGGUCGGUCGGUCGUCAUUCCACUUUGGGUACCCGCAACAGACUGAUGGCCAGCCGGGGUAGACAACCUCCUUCCGGCAAGAACCAUCUGGCGGGAACAGUUGGAAGUGUAUUGCGGUCCCGGAAGAGGGACCCUCCGUUCCCAUAUCGCAAGGCCGAGAUCGCCAGGGGCACGAAACGGGAGAGGAUAUAAGAAAAAUUACAAUGAAAAGGAUGUGGACUUUCGCAAUUGGUAAUAUGUUAUGGGAAAUUAUUACAAUGACGAGCGGCGCGUGUUAGCGUCGGCGAAGCGACGCGACGCGCGGCUUCGACAGACGGACGUCGUGGAGGUGUCCGUCCUUCGCCGAGGGCGCGGGCGGUUACGCGUCCUACUUCGUUCUCUGGGUUAAUCGGCCAGUUCCACGCGCGUCGACCUAUUUGGCGCUCGCGAUUUGGUCAACCGCGAGUUUCUCGAACGUUUCUGUCGUGGAAUUACCGGGUCCGGGAACAGAAAAACCCUCCUCCUCCUCCUCCCGAGAAAGAGCGUUCGCGACCGAAACAGGUUUUUGGAUACUUCACCUUCCGUACAUUGCUUGCUCCGCACAUCCGGUUGAGGAGGGGAAAAGGGGAGAUAGGCGAAACACGCUUUAUGCCUCUCGCUUACCCGGACUGAAUGAUAAUGAAGUUCAGGCGUUAUCUUUAUAUUCGGGGAUUAAAAAACGGUACGCGUUGCGUCGCGUCGUCGCCGAGACGCACCCUCCCGACGCGUCGAUCUCAAAGCGGAAAGUACUGUACGUCUCGCCCCUUCGUGGCAAGAUUUCAUAUUUUAUUUUUUUAUUUUACCGACCUUCGACCGCACGUUCGGAAGACCGGAGUGCAAAAAAUUUUCCAAGCGUCGACGGCCGAAACGUGACAUCCGGAUCCCCCGGGCCGCGGGGCGAUGCUCGGACGCGAGUGCUAUAUGGCCGAACGCGGAGGAGACGUCACGAACCUGCCCGGCGCGCGACCCCCGUCGGCUUCGGGGUCGAAGGUCUCGCGCGCCCUACGGGCCACGUCCGACGACCGCGCACCUAUCACGCGACGUCGUGGAAGCCGGAACUCGAUAAUGGGAAAUGCCGGCGGCUUGAUCACAACUCGGCGGCAUUCGGCGGACGGGACGAAACUUUGCGAAGCUCCGUGGACUAUCUUCUGUCGGUGUGCCGAGAGGACCAGGCACCGAGGGAACGUCGCUACUCAGCCGAAGCCUACCAACGAGCGGCAUCGGUACGUGAUGACGUCGAGAGGGAGACUGGAGCAUUGCUUCGUCUACAUCCCGAGCACAAAAUGGUGCUAGUGUCGGGGCGCGAGGGGUGCGCGGAGGAAGCGCUGCGCCUUCUGGACCAGCGCGUGGGACCCCCUUCGUCCGCCAGGCAGGGGUUGAAGCAGUGCAGGCUCCUGGAGUCCGAGGAUUCCAGCUACGAUUCCGAUUACGACGUCAACGAUGCUGAAUUCCGCCACGACGACGUCAGCAGGACCGUUUCGGAUACGUUGGCGGCGGAAUACGCCGAGUACGUGGACGAGAAGUCGACGGAUCUACGGGCCAUCGUUUCGGACCCCGAUUACACGUCGCGGGUGGAAUUCGGGCUGAAGCUGGGCUACACCGAAUGCCAGGUGCAGACGGCCCUGCAGAAAGUGGGGGCCCGACCCGGACAGAACGAACUCCUGGCCGAACUCAUUAAGCUCGGCGCCGCCGCCGGAGCCGACGACUGUGGAAGCGACGCGGGCGCCGCUGACGACGCCGGCGACGCGCCGGAUCUACCUUCUUUCGAUGCCGACGUCGACGAUGGAAGCAACCUGAGACACGUCGUGGUCGACGGAAGCAACGUGGCCAUCAGUCACGGGAACAAGGAGUGCUUCUCGUGUCGAGGAAUUAAGAUCUGCGUGGACUGGUUCCGUUCCCGGGGUCACAAAGACAUCACCGUUUUCGUCCCCCGCUGGAGGAAAGAGGCGUCCAGACCGGAUGCGCCCAUCAAAGAUCAAGAGAUUCUGGCUCAGUUGGAGAAGGAGAGGCUGCUAGUGUUUACCCCCUCCCGUUACGUGGGAGGGAGAAGGAUGGUGUGUUACGACGACCGAUACGUCCUGAAAUUGGCGGUGGAGGUGGACGGGAUCGUGGUGUCCAACGACAAUUACCGAGAUUUGGCCAACGAGAACCCCGAGUACAAGAAAGUGGUGGAGGAAAAGUUGCUGAUGUACUCGUUUGUCAACGACAGAUUCAUGCCUCCUGACGAUCCACUGGGACGCCACGGGCCCUCUCUGGAUAAUUUCUUGCGCAAGCAGCCCAAGGCUCCGGAGACCCUUCCGCCGCCUUGCCCCUAUGGAAAAAAAUGUACGUACGGUAACAAGUGCAAAUACUAUCAUCCAGAACGUGGCAACCAGCCACAGAAGUCCAUAACAGAGAGACUGGCAGAGCAGGCCAAGAUUCAGUUGCAAGAAGUCAAAUCUAGGGGACUGAAGAGUAGAGAUUCUUCUCCGGGAACUAAGCUGAAGACACAGAGUUUGCCACCCUCUUCUGAAACCGCUGCUUCCAAGGUGAAAAAGAUGCCACUGUCAAGAACGAAAUCCGUUGCGGCAGCAACUGCACUACCGCAGGAACUGAUAGCCAAAAAAUUGCCUGGAGCAACAGAGUUAGAGAGUAGAAGAAGUGUCGAUGAUAGAUUAAGUGUUUCUGCAGAGCAGAAUACAGAAAAUGCUUCAAGCUGUCUUGCCACGCACCUUCUGUCUAAUGUUGGUGAUCUGCAUAUGGGAGCAUUGGGAAGUUCGUGGUCUCCACUGCCAAUGGGUGUUUCUGCUACGUCCGUUCAGACGUGCGUCAGUAACUGGGCAACUAUUUCUCCUACUCUGCCACAAAACAUAUCCGGAUCCCGGGUGGAAAUGUUUUUGGAACCGGACAAGGGAGGUCACCUUUCCGUUGCCAAGAGACUGUCCGAUCCUGACAAUACUAGCACUUCUGCUGGGCUCAGUUUUAACCAAGCGGCGAGUACAUCUGCAGGAGGAGUGACUUCCGAAGACAAUUCUGCCACUAAUCUCCACAGAAAACUGCAGCGUCAGUUAACACUCAAUCCGGUGUGUGAUCCUCGUUUAUAUCAGCUGAGAGGAUUUUCUGGGGGUACACAGAGAAUGAUGUCUCCACAACCAGAACAUUUUAAUCUCAUAUCACAGCAGGUAGAACAUCCUCUCUUAAUGCAUAGAGCCAGUAGCCAAGAAAACAUUCACUCACGGAGCAGUUAUGUGAGAAAUCAGCACAGGACCAGAAUGUGUAGUGACAACAAGACUUCGCUUUCUGUUCCGUCUCACCUUCAACCGUGGGAAAACUUGACCACUGACAGACAAGAGCACCAUUCUGUCACCAGAAUUGCCAGUGCACCGGAUUCCUACCGGCAGUGGCCUCCACCUUCGGGAAGAAUGCAGAGGCUAAAUAGUACUUCCGACACGAGAUUAAAUGUCUUUCCUGAAGUGACCCCUGCUCAGCAAAUCCAGACUUGUCCUCCAGGAAUGUUGGGAAACUACCUCGGAGAGAUACCCGCGCAAUCGUGGUUGAUGCAGAAUGACACAGUUCCCAUCAGUAGCACUGGACUCCAGAUGAUGGGUGCGACGCCGCCCGUCAUGCAGACGAGUUCCAGAUGGCCAGACAUGCACAGCACAGGAUUAAACAUCAGUCAGCUCAACCAGCCCGUCAGACCCUCCAGUGUACCGCCCCAGGCGGUGCAGUUGGGAACCAUGUCUCCACUGGGCACUCCGCGGGCCAUGUCUCCGGAUCUAUCGGAUGAAUCCAGAUACAAGUUGUACUACCACCUAUCUUCGAUAUUUCCAGAGCAGCAAGUCAGAGCGGCAAUGGAUAUGUAUCCCGAGGAAAAGAAUCCACAGAAGAUAUGUGCAGCCAUACUGACCCUGUAUCCUAAGUAACGAAUGUAUAUACCCUAAUCCCAAACAGUGUAUAUUGGCUUGGAAUUCAAGAAACUGUCAGAAUACGAAACAAGUGGGGAUCGCCGUUAAAGUUUUUAAAAUUGAUAUUGUGCGCUAUCAUGUUUUACAUCACAAAGUAUAACAAUUGCAGUAUUUAUUUUAUAAAUUGUUAUCCUAUCAAGUGAAGAUUUGAAUUUUGUGUGAAAUGUAAUCGGUUUGUGUGAUGACGACCAAUAUUUUUUUUCUUUUUUCACUCUUUCUGAAGCGAGCUUUUAAACGUAUUGCCAUCAUACAAUUUAGAUUUGAUUUUUAUUUGACGUAUCUGCUGCUACCAGACUGCAAAAUGACCGAGGAUUUUACUUCGGAAUUAUUUUUUUUUGCAUUUAGGUGGCAACGAGUACAACUCGGAAACGGUGCAGAGAGCCUACCUCCAAAUACAUCACCUGUUUAUUUUUGUCGAAGCCAAUCUCUUGUCUAGUCUUGUACAAGCUCAAUGCAGUUUUUUGAUAUUCAAAACUACUGUUUCUGAAACUUUAUUUUUACUCUUAGGAAAAACAAAAAUACCAGCAACGACUUCGACCCCUUUUCAAAUUUUGUUGCAAUUUUUGUAACGAAAUUCGAAAACCAAAUCUUCGUGCAUAAUUUUGCUUGCACAUUCCAUUUAUUUUUUACCCAGGGAUGGAUAAUUUCUCAUUCUUGUGAUAAGUCCUAUUACAAUGCUCGAUUUGCUCUGCACGGCCCGACUUUUGUUGAGUAAAAAUCGCACCCGUGUACAGAGUCGUCAUUAUGGUAGCCAAAUCAUCUCUCCAUUAAUAUAGUAAAUGAAUGUAUAUAUAUAUAUAAUUGUUUUUAAAUCGAUUAUCUGGGCGAAAAUAAGGUAUCCGACUAGUGCAAAAAAAAAUAAUAAAGCUGAAACGCUUCUGGCGAGCUGCCGGUAUUGCGGCCAACCGGGAGAGUAUGUAUGUUGAUAAAACAACAUGUAUCAUGAUGUAUCUAAUGUUCAGCUUAUUGUUAUAUACAAUACUGUGUAUUGUCAUUGUAUGUAUAGGGUUCAGGACCCAAUUUUCUUAAAAACAAAGCAGCUGAUAGUAUUUAAGAUAUAUUGUAUUCAGUCUAGUGUCGUUUUUGAUCUGUAAUUUGGUUGUGGUUUAUCUGCAAAACGGCCGUCGGUAACUUAACGUUGGGUUAUUUCCUCUUUAUUUCUACAAACACGCUGUUUUUUUGUUUUUUAAAUAUACAUUAUUAUAUACACAAUAAACUUUUGGGCAUGCACGUGUGGUUCGUUGUUUUAUGGGAACAUUUCUAUUCUCUGUUAAUCUGAAUGUCUGUGUACGGCUGUAAAAUUGUUAAACUGCUGCGUCUCAAUUUUAAUAAAAUUGGUUUGUGUCCAGCA